Thamnophis sirtalis is the source of this 1048-nucleotide messenger RNA. Lineage: Eukaryota; Metazoa; Chordata; Lepidosauria; Squamata; Natricidae. The record is from RefSeq and is a predicted model, not a curated record.
GCACGUAUGUUUUUUUCCCCCAGAAAAUAUACCAGAUGAGCUUCGAGAACCAUUUUAUACAGAUCAGUAUGACCAGGAACAUAUUAAACCUCCUGUGGUCAACUUGCUGCUGUCUGCAGAACUCUACUGUCGUGCGGGAAGUCUCAUCCUGAAGAGCGAUGCUGCCAAGCCACUUCUGGGUCAUGACGCUGUUAUCCAAGCUUUGGCCCAAAAGGGCCUCUAUGUUACAGACCAGGAGAAACUGGUGACAGAGAGAGACUUGCACAAGAAACCGAUUCAGAUGAGUGCUCAUUUGGCCAUGAUUGACACCUUAAUGAUGGCAUACACUGUAGAAAUGAUCAGCGUGGAAAAAGUUAUUGCGUGUGUGCAGCAGUAUUCCUCCUUCUUCCAAGCUACAGACCUGCCCUAUGACAUAGAAGACGCUGUCAUGUUCUGGAUAAAUAAGGCCAAUGAACAUUUAAAGGAUAUAAUGGAACAGGAGCAGAAGCUGAAAGAGCAACAGGGGGCAGAAACGCCAGGCGGUCAAAAGUCUCCUUCCAAGUGGUUUUGGAAACUGGUUCCUGCUCGAUACCGGAAGGAACAAACUCUGCUUAAGCAGCUGCCUUGUGUUCCCUUGGUGGAAAACCUGCUGAAAGAUGGCAGAGAUGGAUGUGCUUUAGCUGCUCUCAUCCAUUUUUACUGCCCAGAGAUUGUUAGAUUAGAGGAUAUCUGUUUGAAGGAAACCAUGUCGCUGGCUGACAGUUUGUACAAUCUGCAAUUGAUCCAGGAAUUUUGUCAGGAAUACUUAAACCAAUGCUGCCAUUUUGCACUGGAAGAUAUGUUGUAUGCUGCUUCUUCAGUAAAGAGUAACUAUUUGGUGUUCAUGGCAGAGCUGUUCUGGUGGUUUGAAGUGGUGAAGCCAUCAUUCGUCCAGCCCCGAGCUGUAGGUCAUCCACAAGCUGAUCCUCCAAUGGAAGCAUCUUCUGUUCCUCCUACAAAUGUCAAUCAGAGAAGUUACCCAGGUGUUUUGCAUGAUUCUGAUCUGAUAACCAGGUAUCAGCCCUGUUGA